Spodoptera exigua (beet armyworm) is the source of this 759-nucleotide messenger RNA. NCBI's taxonomy places the organism in Eukaryota, Metazoa, Arthropoda, Insecta, Lepidoptera, Noctuidae. The record is from the annotation of a GenBank genome assembly.
GACUCCUAUGCCGAAAACAAGUUUUUAACAAACGUUGAGGAAAAAGCUAUACAAAAAUUAAAAGUUUGCAAAAGAUAUGGUAUAAAAGAAGCACUCCUCAUAAUAUAACAUCAUUGUAAUGAUUAAUAUAAAAUGAGAUACAUACCAGUAUUGUUAGUAAUUGUGCUAGUUUUAGAAGUGGCGUUUUCGUAUCCUAGUGGUAUCACAGCCGAGAAUGGGGAGAUAGUAGAGAAGUUUGAUGAUAAAGCAAAAGUUUCUAAGGAAGAUACUGCAAAGCAAGCGCCAUCGACAAACGAUGAAGAAGGUAGCAAGGCGAUGGACACAGCAGAAGUCAUCACAGAUGGUUCACCAUUCAUGUACAAUAAAUGUCCUGAUGACAAGGUACGCUAUGGCCCGAGCGUACGGCACGUAGCGUUCCGCGCGCGCCUCAAAGAGCCAAUAGACCACCACAGACGGGGCCCUAAAGGGCUGAUGUUCAGCCGGGGUUGCGGGGUAAGCGCAAUGAGGUACCGCGACCUCGGCACAGAGCAGGAGACGGAACAGGGGGAAGGCGGAGAUAGCUUCGUGGAGAAAAGCUGGGCACGAGAGCUCGCCAUCACCGAUCGCAAACCCGAUGGCAUGGCGGCGUUCAGCUCACGAUGGCUACAUGUUAAACGAAAUAAUCGCUUAAUGUUCACAGAAUGCGCAGAAGAGCUGAAACCUCCCAACCACAAUACUAUGCAUCCUCUAGUCACUAUAAAACUGGUGGAAGCUUGGUAA